This is a messenger RNA of Moneuplotes crassus, 1254 nucleotides long. The record is from the annotation of a GenBank genome assembly. Lineage: Eukaryota; Ciliophora; Spirotrichea; Euplotida; Euplotidae.
AUGGAAAACACUGAAAAAGAAAUCAUUUAUAAUAAGAAGAAAAACAGCAAGAAGAGCGAGCAAGAGAGGAAGAGAAGGAAAGAGACUGGUUCUAAAAUGAAACCGAGGGGGAAAUUUACCCCUAGAUAUUCUAAAGAAAUGUUAUCACAAAUGAAGGGUUAUCAGUCUUACGUAAUCCCUGGUACUAACCCUGGAUCUAGAGCUAAAGCUUUGGGCGGGUUUUCUGAUUGAGAAACGUUUCCCAUCAAGGAAUAUAGCACAGACAAAAAGGAGCAAAAUAAAUUUAAAAAGUCUGCUCCUAUUGACGAAAGCAAUGACUCUGGAAUAGAGCAGUUAAGACCCCUGGUUAGAGGAAGUGAACUGAAGUCCCGGGAAGGACGGAAGGGAAGAGAUUAUUGGAAUGGUUUCGGCUGUGAAGGAAGGUAUAAGAACGAAGAGCAUAAAGAAUCAAAGAGUUCCAACGAGCAUGAUGAAGGAUCGCUCAAUUUUUUUAAAACAAUGGAGUCUAAAUCUCAGUCAGAAUCUUCAAACUAUUUGCCAACUCCUCAUCCUUUAAACGAAGCUGAUGCCCCGAAGUUAAGGCCGUAUGAUGAAGCCAGGCAUUUCUACAGAGUUAUCGAUAUGCUUAAAGAAAUAAGAGCUGAAGGAAUGCUAAUCACUCCAGAUGUUAAAGAACUUGUCGAUCUCGAGCUGAGACAUAUCUAUUACGGCAAAGAUGCUAAGAACCUUGAUGGGCCAUUCACACCACUUGAUCGGGUAAUGAUAGAAUAUAGGUUUCAACAGCUUGGUUAUGGCGGAAAAUUUUUGAGUAAAAAGAGGAUAAAGAGAGAGCCAUCUCAAGAUGCUGGCAGAAGAAGUAGAUCAAGAGACAGUCCUCCUAGAUAUCAAUGGGAAUCAGAGAUCUCUCAGGAUGAUUCACUAAAUAGUUCACAGGAUAGUUCACAGGAUAGCUCACAGGAUAGUUCACAGGAUGAACCUCUAAAACAAGCCAGUGCUCAAAACUUGAACAGUGACCAAAAACAAGGCAAUUCGGUAGAGGAGACUGACAGCGAAGGUGAAGAACUUUCAGAAAGCAGUGAUGAAGCUGAUGAAGAAAUGGAAUAUCCUCAAAAAUCCAAAAAUGAAGGACAAGAUUAUUCAGAAACUGAUCCUAAUUUUUGGGGCCAAGAUACUUGAAGUGAAGAUAGUGAUCCGAGUGAAGAUAUUAGUCAAGAAGGAAAUAGUCUCAAGCUAAAUAUUACAAGUUGAGAAUAA